This is a messenger RNA of Anopheles arabiensis, 10439 nucleotides long. RefSeq names its product PH and SEC7 domain-containing protein (gene Efa6). NCBI's taxonomy places the organism in Eukaryota, Metazoa, Arthropoda, Insecta, Diptera, Culicidae. The transcript is spliced from 15 exons. Gene Ontology annotation, biological process: regulation of ARF protein signal transduction. The coding region runs from base 1961 to 6925 and encodes 1654 amino acids. The record is from RefSeq and is a predicted model, not a curated record. Gene Ontology annotation, molecular function: phospholipid binding; protein binding; guanyl-nucleotide exchange factor activity.
CGAACGAGCGAGAGGGCAAGACUGCGCACGGGAACGCACACAGUCAUACCGCUGGGAACAGGGCAGUGACAGCAGCAGCCAGCUAUGGCAGCGCAGCCAGCAGCGAGGAAACACAACCAGCCGCACCAGGGAGAAAGUUGAAAAUAGUGAAAAUAUUACACGCACACACCCGCGCCAAGGGUGCGAAAGAGAGAGAGUGAGUGGGUGAGCGAGGGAAGUGCGUGAUUGCGUCCGGGGAAAAGUGUGCGUAGUUGCUCGGACAAUCGCGUGCCUGCCUUUGCGUGCGUGUCCCGCUGGCUGUGUGCGUGUUUGUGUGUGUCUGUCGAAUCGUGCGUGCCCGUGCGUGGCGCUGUGUACAGUGUGUGUGUGUGUGUGUGCGGACACCCGUUCGGGCUAACGGGUGUUUUUGGUGCGAUCGGGAUUUUGGGUGCGGUGUGUGUGCGCGCGCGGUGUACUGACCUGACCUGGCAAAACGGGUCUGGUGCAUGUGUGUGUGUAUGUGUGUGCGUGAGUGUGUAUGUACGCGCGUUCCGUGUGCGUGAAAAGUGCGUGAACUUUCCCUCGCGUGAAGCAGCAGCAGCAGCAGCAUCAACAGCAGGGCAACAAACCGACAUCCGACCGCUGCCGCUGGGUUAGUACGGAGCUUUUUUUGUGGUGACGCACCACCACAACCACCAGCAGCAGCAACAACAACAACACGGUAGUGCCAGGUGGUCAUUUGGCCAGGUAUUUGGCCAGGUGGUCGGUCAGUCUGUCCCACGGUUUGGGAUCGAAAAACCCAAAAUCGUUGUGCAAACCGGGGCAAGCGAAAGGGUCACUGGCUGGAGAGGACGCAAAAGAAACAGAAGAAGCAGCGGCGGCGGCGGUACAAACACCCACACGGUUGGCCAUCAAUCAAACAAGGAAGAAAAGGGGGGAAAAGAAUACACACACAAAUAGAGACACUCGCCGUGGCGAAGAGGAGGUCGCGAGAGCGUCACUUCCCGACCAAUUCCCGGACGGUCCAGCACCCGUCCGCGAACAAGAAAGGAAGGCAGCAGAAAGGUUAGCGGCGGCGGGGCUCGCCCACCGCCCAUCGCCCGUGUCCAUCGAACACCGAUACUUCCCAUCACCCCCGCCUUCCUGCAGCGCCAGCACCGCUGCCCCAUUCACUAGGUACCGUUUGCAACAAUUGCGCCCGCCACGGCGAGCGCGCGGGGGCAAAUCGGAAAUUAAAUAAAAUAAAACCGCACCGCCGUCGCCGCCGCCCCGCGCGAUACGACGACACGUUCUAACCCGCGCGCGCGUGUGUGUGUGUCUGUGUGUCAGUGUGUGUCUUCAUCAUCAUCAUCAUCACCCAUCAGCGCUGCCUCAGCAACAAAACUCAGCAACAAUCAACUCGGCAACCUCGGUUUGCCCCUCAAAAGCAGCAACAGAAACUACUCACAAUCAUCAACGCACCGUUUUCCCCAAAAAAAAAAAACGAAAAAAAACUACUUCGCGCGCCUCGCGAAACGCAAUCAGCCGGAUGAACUUUUCGCUGUCCCGCAAAAGGAGCAGCAGCAGCAGCGGGGAGUGGCAGCGAAGGGUACACUGACCGGGAACUUCCCUCCCCACUACAGCCCGAAGUACCGUAUGAAAGCAGCACGGGUCCGCUAGUAGCAGCAGCACCGAAACGCAACCAGCGAAAGAAAAAUCGCAACCCCCCGCCCUAAAACACGCCCGAAAAUUGAGCGAUAACAAGAAGAAGGGGGGAAAAACAGCUGGACGCGCGAGCGCGUGUGUGUGUGUGCGAGUACACGCAUCGGUGCCCCGCGUGCCCGCCAUCGUCUGGUCGCGCCGUCACACCGCACACCGCAGGCAACCUUUAAACGCAUCCGCCACACCUCCGGCGAGGGACAUACCGGACCCGGCUCGGUGUGCGUGUGUGUGUGCAGUGUGCGUCCCGGAUACGGAUGACCGUAUCCCCCGGCCGGCCAUUAUGGCUGAGGAAGUGACGGCCGUGCUGCGGAUGAGCAAGGAUGGGACGACGUUCGGCUUUCUGCUGCGCCAGAUCGACGUCGGCGAGCAUGUGAUUUACAAGAUCAUCGAAAACACGCCGGCUGACAUGUGUGCCAAGGUCGAAAUCGGUGAUAUCGUGAUGAAGAUAAACGGCGUGGAUGUUACUGGAUUGGCAACCAAAGAUGUGGUGAAAUGUGUGCGGGUUUCACCGAACCCGAUGACGCUGCAGCUCCGAAAAGAUCCGCAGGUGAAGAGCCGCGUGUACGAGAUGAUUAAGUCGACCUCGCCGGAACGGGUGCUGCACCAUCAGCUGCACCAGCAGCAGACGCCCACGGCCCAGGGCCCGGAAGAGUUUACCGUGGUGCUGCGGCGCAAGCAGGAGGACACGCGGCUCGGCUUUGUGGUGCGCGCGACCGACCUGCUCGAUCACGUGAUCGUCGAGAUACGGCAAGAUUCGCCCGCCGCCCUCUGCGGAAAGGUGGAGGUCGGCGAUGUUUUCUUAAAAAUAAAUGACACGGAUGCGCAACAAUUUUCCCCACGUGAUGUAUUAAAAUGUUUAGGACUUGCUACGGAACCGAUCACGCUGCGCAUGAAGCGAGAUCCGUGGAUAAAGAAAUACCUGCGCGAGCAGUAUCAGCACGAGGAGCAGCAGCUCGUGCUGAGCGACGACUCGAUCGAGUCGCAAUCGUACAAGGUGCGGAGCGACAACACGAACGGUUCCUCGCCGUCGCUGCCGGCGUCGCGCCUAGCGCAGCCGAAGCGCUCCAAGCUGCUGUCGCUCGACUCGGAGCCGAACCUAAACUCGCCGAACGCCGCCCGGACGCCCGGCAACGGCAACCCGUACGCGGUGCGCGAGUGUCUGUCCGAGUCGGCGUGCCGGCCGUCCCGCAUACCGCAGGCGAUCGCGCACAGCAACUGGAGCGCCCCGCAGUCGCCGUCGCGGGGGCGGAAGCCGCCGCGCGCCUCCCAGAUACCGAUGGCCCGGCCGGAUCUGCUCAAGCACCAGCGGUUCGUCAUGACCGGCGAGUCCCAGUUCGAGUCGCGCUACUACGACACGACGACAACGACGACGACCGCGGUCAUUAAGGAGCCACCGGAAAGCGUCCGGGACUCGCCGACCGGGAAUCAGCGGUUUGGUGGUGUCGGCGGCAAGCGCAAGAACGCACCGCUGGUCAACUACGAUACGCUUUCCUCGUCCACCAGCCGGUCGGACGAGAACAGCAACAGCAGCUGCCUGAUGGAGGACAACGCAAACAACGACCCGACGCAGCCGCCCUCGCCCGCCUCCCCCCUCUCGCCAACGGAUGCGGCGGCGGCGGCGGCGGCGGCAGCGGCCAGCGACAAUAAUGGCGGUAAGCUGAACCACGGCUCGAACGGUAACAACAAUCUGCCGGAACCGAGCAAGCCGGCGAACCGCAGCAACGGUGAGGGCGGCACUGACGGUGGUGCGAGUGGAAACCAAAACGCAUACAGCGGCAACGCGACGACAGCAGGCGAUGAUGCGGCCGCCGGUCGGGAGGGCGUUGCAUGGGCGAAAGACUGUGAUAGUUCGGCCGGCGGUGGUGGUGGUGGUGGGGGCACGCGGACGAAUAAUGAGGCCGCCGCCCGGCAGCGCCAUACAGGGGCGGGGUCGCGCUCGCGGGGCGAUCCGAGCGAGAUUAGCUACUCGGUGCCAACGUCCCCCACCACGUACAGUGUGGGUGGUGGCGGCGGAGGCGGUGGUGGUGGCGGUGGCGGUGGUCCCGGUGGGGGCAGCGAGUAUCAUCAUCACCAUCAUCACCACCAUCAUCUGCUGUCGUCGGGCGGUGGUGAGCAGUAUCGCAAUAACAACGAGAUGGGCAUCAACUCGCUACCGACGAGCCCGGAGUAUGGAGGCGCAGCAGGAGGUGGCGGGGGCGUAGGAGGAGGAGGUGGUCAGCAGGUGUUCCGGUACGGGGCCGGCUCGGUGACCGAACACUCCUCGAACGGUGGCUGUGGUGGUGGUGGUGGUGGCAGUGGCGGAACGGGCGACAUGAGCAGCGGCGAGCUGACGGCCAACACGAACAUGAGCUCCGGGUCGGGCCCGGCCAGCGGCAUGAUACGCAAGUGUGACGCGGCCGGCUUCCGCACCAGCCGCUCGGAGGACCAUCUGCAGCAGACGCAGCGGGACGGCGGCAUCGGGGCGGUGGUUUCGAUCGACAUCGACGAGGACGUGAACAGCUCGCUCAACACGCUGCUCGACACGCGCCACGAUUCGCAGGAGUACGCGAUAUCGGAACGCGAGCGGUUUCUCUGGUCGUACAACGCGCAGCCAGCUCCAAAGACUACGGCAGCCGGGGGCGGGACGGAGGGCGCGACCGGCCACACCAGCGAACCGGGUGGUGCUGCCAGCGUGGUCUCGCCCCAGUCCUACUCCAGCUCGGUCAGCUCGUCGCCCCAGCGCUCGGCCAGCGAUAGUCCGGCCUCACCUACCUCCGUCUCGAGCUCGGUCAUGUCUUCCUCUGGCGGGUCGCGCGAACACUCGCACAACGGGCAUGCGGGCGGAACGAACAGUUCCUCGAUCGCUAACAAUCUGCCGGGAGGCAAUCACUACCACCAGCAGCAGCAGCAGCAGCACUCGCACCAUCAGCAUCACUCACAGCACCACCACCACCACCACCACAACAACCAGCAGCAGCUGCAGCAGCAGCACCAUCACCAUCAGCAGCAGCACUCCUCCGGCGGUGGCCAGCAGCAGCAGCCCGGGUACGGCGGCGGUGGCGGCGGCCGCGAUCACAGCGUCUCGGAGGCGGUCUCGAACAUCUCCAGCCCCGACUACCAGGACGAGCACGAUCUGCUCAGCACCAAGGACCUGAUGGCGAUGGCGAUCAGCGAUCCGAGCGACUCCGACUCGACCAUCCUCAUCUCGGAGAACACGCACCGGUGCGACCUGCCGCUGAGCCACUCGGACCGCGACCACAAGCUGGUGAUUCAGGUGAAGUCGGGCGAGCUGGGCGGCGCUGCCGACGGGUCGGCCGGGCGCCACCUGACCGACGCGGAGGAAGACUACGACGGGGCCCGCUGUCUCGCGCUGCUCAAGGAGGCGGAACGGUCCGAGCUGGACAGCUUCGACGCGAUGGACUGCGACGGCAUGAUGCUGCAGAUGCCGGGCCCCAACAGCGGGCUGGUGCCGGCGGGCCACGCGGGCGACGGCAUGCUCGCGUACGGGGGCAGCGUGACGCGCGAAUCGUCCCCGCCCGUGUCCGACGAUGGUAGCGACGUUGACUCGCUGCACUCGUUCCACUACUCGCCGAAGGCGGUCGAUCUACCGUCGGCCGAGCGGCUGGCCAAGCGGCUCUACUACCUGGAGGGCUUCAAGAAGAGUGACGUUUCGCGACAUCUCUGCAAAAACAACGAUUUCAGCCGCGCCGUCGCCGAGGAGUAUCUAAAGUUCUUUUUCUUCGAGUGUCUCACGCUGGACAAGGCGCUGCGCCUGUUUCUGAAGCAGUUUUCACUGACCGGCGAAACGCAGGAGCGGGAGCGUGUGCUGGUACACUUCUCCAAGCGAUACCUGGACUGCAAUCCACGCUCGUUCAAUUCCCAAGAUGCUGUGCAUACGUUGACCUGUGCUAUUAUGCUGCUAAAUACCGACCUGCACGGACAGAACAUUGGCUCCAAGAUGACGUGCGCCGAGUUUAUUGACAAUCUGAGCGACCUGAACGACGGCGAAAACUUCCCCAAGAAUGUGCUGAAGCAGCUCUACUAUUCCAUCAAGGAGAAGCAACUCGAGUGGGCACUCGACGACGAAACGGAUCCAAAGUCGGGCAACCGCAACGGCGACGGCAACGGCAACGGUGGCAAUGGCAACGGGCUCGGCGGCAACGGUGGCGGCGGUGGGGACGGUGGACCGACCGGUGGCAGCCUGCAGGGGCCACCGGUCGGGCCGAACCCGUUCCUCGAGGCGCCGCCCAUGUUUGCGGCGGUCGAGUACAAGAAGGGCUACGUGAUGCGCAAGUGCUGCUACGACACGAACUACAAGAAGACAUGCUGCGGGUUUGUUUGUUCGCUUGCAGCACCGUUCGGCCGGCGGUCGUGGAAGAUGUUCUUCUGCACGUUGCGCGACCUGGUGCUGUACCUGCACAAGGACGAGCACGGCUUCCGGAAGAACCAGAUGUCGGACAACGUGCACAACGCGAUCCGCAUCCACCAUGCGCUGGCGACGCGCGCGAGCGACUACACCAAGAAGCAGCACGUGUUCCGGCUGCAGACGGCCGACCAGUCGGAGUUUCUGUUCCAGACGAGCGACUCGAAGGAGCUGCAGUCGUGGAUCGACACGAUCAACUUUGUGUGCGCCUCGUUUUCUGCCCCGCCGCUCGAGGGCGGUGUCGGCAGCCAGAAGAGAUUUCAGCGACCGUUGCUACCGUGCACCCACAGUCGCCUGCUGUUGCGCGAUCAAUUGUCAUCGCACGAGCGACAAAUUAACAAGAUAAUGACCCUGCUCGAGGAGCACAAGAUGUCGACCGCACCACCGAAGGGGCUGGCCCUGCAGAACUACAAGGAAAAGGAGGUGUAUCUGCAGUAUGAGCUGAAGCGAUACAAAACCUACUACAACCUGCUCAGCUCGCGGUUAACGAUGGAGCCGCAAGAUUUCACCAACCAGCAUCAGGUCAGUGCGGCCGCCCUGAACGAUACUGGCGAGCGGCGGGACGACUCAACGUGCAGCACGAUGCUACCGCUCGGUGGUGGUGGUGGCGGCGGCGGCGGCGGAGGCGGCUACGAGUACGGUGGCAACAGUCAUCCGGGACCGGGCCAGCAGCGGACGGCGACUAAUGCCGGUAACCUAAUGCCAAACUUUAUCCAGCAGCACCAGGGCCAGGGUGGCGGGCCCGGGCUGAACGCAACCGGCCGGUCGGGGCUGUCGCCGCCGGAUACGACAGCGCUCGGGCAGCUGCCCCGCGUCGCGACCGAAUCCACCAACAGCCUGUAGGCGUGUGCGACCGGCUGGUUCGGCCCAUUCUUCACCCCCGAUCCCGCAGACAGCAGCGAGCGGUCGGUAGCGCUGUGAAGGGACGGGGCGUGAAUUUAAACCGAAACACGCUGGGAAACCCGAAACGAAACUUGUGUGUGCAUAUAUAUAUUUAGAGAGAUAUAUAUAUAUACUAUAAACAUUACUGGUAGGUGACGCGGUCAGACAAAUCCGAUAGAAGUAUUUCGCACUAGUAUUCACAGACGCGCGCGGAUGCUUGUUUUGCAUUCCAAAUUUGACAACGUGUGGCAUCAUCUGCCUGUCAUCCGCCUGGAAAGUUAAAUUAGCAACAAAACGAAAAAAGAAAAGAAAAACGAAGGGAAGAAAAAGUAAUACAAAGGUAAAGCAUUAAUCGCAUUUAUGAAAGUAGCGCUCCUCUAACGUUCCCUUCCUGCUUCCUACUACCUGCCUCUUCCCCUCCCUUUCACCACUGUCUGUCGUUUCCUACUUAAACACGCGCUGGAAGCAUUGCCGGCUCCCCGCGCCGAGCAAAAUAGCCAAAAGGCGCCACCCGCUGCAGUGAUCGUUAGCAUUUAUUUAAAGCUUAUUAUUAUAUACUCACACACACACACACAGUCUGUUGUAUGUCAUGUGUAACCAUUUGCUAAAGCAGGGUGUCCACCCCCCCCCUCCUCCACCCGACUGCUUUUGCCUGACGGUUUACUACUUACGGCAAAAGAGGGGUUCCCCGGCCGCUUGCAGCAACCGGGCCGCGCUUGCUUUCUAUUUAUUUUGGAUGAACUUAUUAUCGAUAUGUAGGCAAAGGCAUUCAUAUAUAUAGCACAUCGGGCGAUGUGCUUUUUGUAAGCGAAAUAAUAGUCACUGGCAGUUUUAGUUUUUGUUCUUUUCCUGCAACCAAAAACCAGAUGAACAAAACACACAGUUAGGGCAAUCGUAGCGGAGUGCACUAUUUCCGGUGGUCGUAGUCAGGUUGUAGUCAACACACACACACAUUAGUAGCAGCAGUUUGAGGUGCUUACCAUUCCCCACAGCAUCCUGCUAACGGAGCGAUCAAAGCACAGUUUUAGGACGGAGUGGAGGGAUGGUACACUGGCAAAUGGGACGUUGAAUCACGCGACGUGCCAAAAUUACGUUUCAAUUACGCAUGUUCGACCGGGGGAGGAAAAGCACGAACCCCCAUCGCAAGGGUGCCCCUUCUAAUACCUCCCUCCCGACUAAGACUGUUGUACAGCCAAAUAGUGAGGAUAGGAACGCGUGUCAGGAGCGAAUUGCAGUCAUUUUCCCGUUUUUCACACACUAAGCAGGGUGGGAAGGGGUCAGGAAGGCAGGGACGGAAGGGACGCUGUGUUGUCAUCACUUUAUAUAGGCUUAAUAGGGUUUAUGAUUCAGAGCCGUGUUUUCGAGAGCAAGUCUACUCUCGCCGGCUGCGAUCGACCAUACCGGGACAAUUGCGCGUUCAUUAUUACAUUCUACUGCUAUACGAUUUAUAUACCUAAGCACACAAACACUUGGAUAGGAUUGUAGUGAGGAUUAUGGUUUUCCCCCGCCCCGCUGAAUUUUCCCAAAAUUUCCUACUACCGGGUUUGUGUUGCUCCUCACAUACGUAACGGAUAGCGUUUAUUGUGUACACUAUUUCGGGAGGCUUCAUCACGCGUGCGUAGAAUUGUUUACAUUUUUUGUAUUUGUUUUUUGUUUUUUUUUUUUUUUUGUUUGUUUGAACUUAUUUGCAACAAUAAUAUGUAAGAGGAGAUAUACAUGGAAGAGGAGAAGGAAAAGAGUUUAUGGGUUUUUUUUUAAACGGAAAAGUUUAAAAACAUCGUAAUCGAGAUGAUGAAAGCUGACCCGCACAGUACCCUUGCAUUUACUGUGUAUGAACGCUUUAAAAAGGAAGAAGAAGAAAAAGACAAAAUUAUAGAACGAAUCCAUUAUUCGGCCUGGUCCGAGGGAUGGGGUAGGGAAGGGGGAAGAAUGCUGGUUGUUGUUUGCAGUGUUGCAGUAUUGCAGUUUAGAUUUGCUUUUUUGUUUAUUUGAUUGUUUUUUUUUUAAUUACGGCUUUCCUCCCAAUUCACUCUCUCUCUUUCUCUCUCUCUAUCUUGCUAACGCUGCCGAGUGUAAUUUGCUACCUUAUUUAUAUUGGAACCUAGUUCAUGGCAUACAAUAACAACAAACAAACAAAAACUGAUGCGAAAACGAAAGGCUGAUUUGGCUGACACACGGUUACAGUAGUGCUGAGGAAGAAACAAAAAAUGGGAAGCUGAAGGAAACAAAAAUGGGAAGAGAACAAGGGGAAAAGAAACGCAUCCUAGGCUAGUUGUUUGAGGUUUUGUUUUGCUGUUUCGCCCCAAUGAGACUGUGUGUAGUUUUACAUUCUUCCACCAAUCGGACACAGGGGUGGCAAACAGGCGAGCGAUGGUGUGUGAUGAUCGUGACUGCUCCUGGUUUGUGUUGGACUUGGACUUUCUUCUUCUUUUUUUUUUAGAAAAGGGUUGUGUUACGCGACCGAACAAUAGUAAGGCGCGAAAGUAUUUAGUGAGAAGCAAAACGUCGUUUGAAGAAAAAAAAAUCCAUAUAGAAGCGGAAGAUAGCGAAGCGUAGGACGGUGCGCUAGCGCAGGGAGCAGGGGCAGGAUAGGGUAAGCGAGAGGAGCGUGCGUGCCUGAGUUCGGUUUCGGCGUCUCCAGUACGGCGGCGGGAAGAAGGUGGACGGCACUGGCAGCCCCCCCUCCCCUCCCCGUUUCGUUUGCAGCAGCAAAAAAGAGAGAAGAGCCGAUCGAUUUCGUGUUAUAUUCCUUAAUACUUAUUACAUAUUACAUAGUGUAUCCCCCUACCCCCCCCUCCCCCUUCCCCCGGCAACAUAUACAUUUGGUCGGUGCUACGAGCCACUACUCCCCCUUCCCUUCCCUUUCGUUCCCUCUUUCAUCCAUCCCCCUCCCUUCCUUGCAACCGACGAGCGGAUAGUGGUAAAAUCAGUGGCAUCACUGUGUGUGUCAACAAAACAAUUAUAAUCACUGUUGAACGUUCAUUUCACUAGCACGUAAGCGAAGAAUAUAAUUUAUAUCUUGAAAAAAAAAGAAACAAACCUAACCUAACGGUUCGUUGCAGCUGAUUACUUGCUUAAUUGCAGUUUGCGCGUGUGUGUGUGUCUGUGUGUAGAACAGUACAGUUUGCUGGGGGAGGGCUGGUAGGAAGGCAUUUUUAGUUUUAUGAUUAACUCAUUACACACACACACACACACGCACACACACUGGCGUUGCCGUGGGGAAAGCACGUACUGUGGCUGGAAGAGGGAAUGAAAAAAAGGUUACAAUUAAUUUGCAUUUAGCUUUACCCCUCCCUCCCCCUCGCUGUAAGUGUUUUCCUUCGGAUGCAAUCCCACAUACCCAAAUGGUUUAACAUCCGAACGAUUUUGUUUUUUUGUUUUCGUUUUUUUUUUUUAUCCACACAAAAGAAUGUAUUGAUUUUUUUUUUCAUUCUGUUUUUCUCGCGAACAAAGAAUACAAUUAUACAAAACCACA